Manihot esculenta (cassava) is the source of this 976-nucleotide messenger RNA. Its product is annotated as chaperone protein dnaJ 20, chloroplastic. The transcript is spliced from 2 exons. NCBI's taxonomy places the organism in Eukaryota, Viridiplantae, Streptophyta, Magnoliopsida, Malpighiales, Euphorbiaceae. Gene Ontology annotation, cellular component: chloroplast. Bases 138 to 731 code for a protein of 197 amino acids. The record is from RefSeq and is a predicted model, not a curated record.
GCUCCACCUUUACCUUUCUCCCACCAUAUCUUCUUCUAAAUCCAACAGAGCCUUGUGCGAAACCAAACAUCCAGUAUCCAAAGCUAAGCCAAAAACAGAAGCUUUUAAGCUAUCCCACCUAAAAGAAACAGAGAGAGAUGCGUAGCUAUGGCUUAAUUAUCCCCGGAAGCGAUGCCUCUCGCUUCUGCUUCUCCUCCACCACCGGUUCUUCCACCGUGACGUCCAAGGCCGAUCCAAUUCUCCGCUUCAAGCCGGUGACACGUUUCCCACGCGCGUCGUUCAAAACGAAGGCUGCUGUGCAGGAAAGCAUCUCCACCGAUAUGAGCUUCUAUGAGCUUCUGGGGAUUCCUGAGUCCGGUACAUUGAUUGAGAUAAAGCAGGCUUAUAAGCAGCUCGCCAGGAAGUACCAUCCGGACGUGUCACCGCCGGAUCGAGUAGAGGAGUAUACCCAGAGGUUUAUUCAGGUUCAGGAGGCUUAUGAGACUCUCUCGGAUCCAAGAAGUAGAGCUCUUUAUGAUAGGGACAUGGCUCGGGGUCUUCACCUGGCGUUUUCUGCUAGGAGAAGAUACCAGAACGACGAGGAACUGGAAGUGAGAGGCGAGUGGAAGAAUCGGUGGGAAGCUCAGCUAUCAGAAUUGAAGAGAAGAAGCAUGAACAAGGAUGCAGAAGGGAACAUGUCUUGGGCAGCUCGAAUGCGCAGGCAACGAGAGCGAAUGUCACAACAAGUAUAAAUAGUUUAUGGUUUUGUUCUGUAUAUACGUCUUUCAAUUUUCUCCAUGGUUGGCAUUGAGAUAAAGAUAAGAGAGUAAUGAAGAUGCUGUCUGGUUAAGCAUUUGGGAUGAAACAGCAGAAGCAUAUCUGCCAUUGCUAACCAAAUAGAUAUAGAAAAUCGGAAAUCAGAAAUCUUGUAUAGUUGGUUUUUAUGAUGCAUAUAAUGAUCAAUAGUAUGAAUGAUGCUCAGCUUUAGAAACUAAAA